UUAAGUAUUUACAGAAAUACUAAAAGAAAUUGUCCCCCAUGAUACCGUUCACGCGGAUCUCUGUAAGAGCGCGCGUACGGUUUUAAGCUCAGACCUUUCCAGAUGUUGGUGUAGAUUGUCGCUAAAUCUAAAUCUGUAUGCGUAAAUUUGAAAAUCAAUCACUUUCAGUUCCUUUUACACGCCGUGACUUUUUUGUUUUCUCUUCUGAGAAUGAGGAUGUUCUUAAAAAAGCCUGUUUGUUAGAAGACGAUCAAUGCUCGUGGGUAUUCUUCUCACACUUUUCAGCCAGUUCCUUUAUGAUUCAAAACAUAAUCAUUUUCCUACGCGCAGCCUCGAGCGUCUCGGUUAUCGCGGGCAGGCCGGGGCAGGCCAGGUUAGGGAGGGUUCAGUCAUUGUUUAACACUUUCGCAGAGUCUGCAACGCUACAUUUUCACUCGUCGUUUAGUUUCACUUCUCAAUGACGGAAGUAAAAGUUGAAUUGUCUGAACGACACAGAGGAGCGUGCAUUCAAUUUCAGGAGCUCCGCUUCAGCUUGAAGAACUCCCCACGCUCGCUUUUCAGGGAACCGGGCAGAAUGUUUCCCUCUGUGAUAGUCCUGCUCACGCUCUUCUCCUGCACCCACGGUGAAAAUCCUGCUAUACAACUCACCCUGACCAACAAGGGACUUCAGUAUGGGAAGCACAUGGGCGCAGGGUGGAUUCAGGAGAAGUUGGAGAAUGUCACUUUCCCUGACAUCAGCGGUAAAGUCCUUGGCAUCAGCUACACACUGACCGGCAUGUCCGUGCAGAAGUGUGACUUUCCAGAGCCGACGGUGGAGUUCACUGCGAACGUCACGGGGCUCAAGGCGUCCAUCUCAGGCCUCAAUAUUGCGCUGAGCGGCUGGUGGAGAACGCGCUUGGGCAUCAUACAUGACGGCGGCUCUUUAAACAUGGCUGUGUUUAACGUGGACGUGACCCACGAGGUGGAGCUGGGGAAGGAUCCUGACGGCCGCCUGUCAGUGAGCACCGUCGACUGCGCCGCUAGUGUCGGAGACGUGAACAUGGACUUCUCCGGUGGAGCCAGUUGGAUCUUCAGGUCUUUUGUGCGCUAUUACAAGAGUCACGUCAAAGAUGAAAUACAGAGAAAUAUUUGCCCUGGUGUGCAGGCCCACAUGAAAGAACUGGAGAGCCAUCUACAGGCCAUGAAUGUUUCCUUGGAUGUGGAUGAAAUUCUCUCUUUUAACUUUUCUCUCACCGGUGAACCUGUCAGUGAUGGUUCAAGUGUGAAUAUGGGCUUUAAGGGAGAGUUCACCAAUUUCCAUACUCACGAGGACCCUCCGUUCGACGCCCAGCCCUUCACCAUGUCUAAGCAGCCUGGCUACAUGCUGACAAUCGGUUUGUCUGAAUACACUCUGAACUCUGCCUCUUAUGGAUUCUACACAGACGGAUUGCUCCAGACCCUCAUCAAUGACAGCAUGAUCCCUAAAUUUAGUCCCGUGCGCCUGAACACCACCUCGAUGGGAGAGUUCAUUCCUCAGCUUCCCAAGUUGUACCCAGACCUGCUGAUGACCCUGCAGGUUUACGCCACCCAGGCUCCCGUGUUUUCCCUCCAGGCCGGUGUCGGUAAACUCGGGGUCCUGGCCGCUGUGAAGACGUCGGCCAUCGCGAAGAACGGAACCAAGAUCCCACUGUUCAACCUCAACCUCGGCUUGAAAUUCAGCGGGAAGAUGUGGACAUCGGGAGGAAAUCUGAAGGGCUCCAUGAUGAUGGAUAAUCUCACCCUGAGCCUAGCGUCAACUGAAGUGGGCAAGUUUGAGACGGUCGCUUUGGAAAACCUGAUGAAGCAAGGCAUGAAGAUGGUAGUCCUGCCAUCUCUGAACGCGAAACUUGGCAAAGGCAUCAUGUUACCCAGAAUGAAAAAGGCAAAGCUGGUCAACUCAGUCCUGAAGAUGGAGAAGGGGUUCGUAGAGAUCUCUUCGGAUGCUCAGGUGUACCUGAAGGACGGACUCUUCGACUGACGCGGCUCCGCUUCUUCUCCGUCUGUGUCCUUCACCACGGCGUCUCAAACCAAAGGGCUGAAUGAUCAACGUUUCAGCUCAUUCAUUUUACACGUUCAGUCACGUUCUCAAACCUGCAGAUCAAACUUAUCAACGCUUGUAAAGCGGACGGGUGCUUCUCAGACUCUCCGUUCAGAAAUAAGGAAUAAAGAUGUUUUGUAAGUGAAUGCUUGUAAGUGAAUGUUUCUAAAUAUGUUCAAAUAAACGGUACACAUUA
Mugil cephalus (flathead mullet) is the source of this 2252-nucleotide messenger RNA. It is a transcript of the gene bpifcl, whose product is annotated as BPI fold containing family C, like. The record is from RefSeq and is a predicted model, not a curated record. The coding region runs from base 458 to 1996 and encodes 512 amino acids. The transcript has 16 exons. Lineage: Eukaryota; Metazoa; Chordata; Actinopteri; Mugiliformes; Mugilidae. Gene Ontology annotation, molecular function: lipid binding.